Molecule: messenger RNA, 613 nt
Organism: Oryza brachyantha (malo sina)
Lineage: Eukaryota; Viridiplantae; Streptophyta; Magnoliopsida; Poales; Poaceae
Product: transcription factor DIVARICATA-like
Exons: 2
Coding region: 8-376 (122 amino acids)
Molecular function (GO): DNA binding
Source: RefSeq, a predicted model, not a curated record
CAGUGGCAUGGUGAGAUCGAAACCUAGGAAACCGCGCAGCAGGAGGAUGAGCGGCGGCGCUCCCAGGAAGAAGGCGGAGAUGUGGAGUGCACAUGAGCAUAGUCAAUUCUUGCGUGGUCUUGAAAAGUGCGGGAAGGGGAAGUGGAAGACAAUGGCACGGGAGUUCGUGAAGACGAAGAGCCCCAUCCAGAUUGCGAGCCACUACCAGAAGUUCUGCAUCAGGGAAGAGAGCAGGAGGCUCAACCAGUGCAAGCGAACCAGCAUCCACGACAUCACCGAGCCGACGACGCCGGCGCCGGAGACCACGCCUGCAGCUGCCACCGCCGCCGGUCCGAGUGCACCUGCUGCACUCCCUGAUCACAAGUUUGUGUGCUAAUUGUUAGGAAACAAACCUGACCGUGCGCAUUCCGGUCAAUCCAAGAUUUCAGAAACUUGUGUGCGUGGUAGUAGUGCCGGCGUAAUGCUCCGGAUCAAGUAGGUUAGGUUUUUGAGUUAAUCCAAGAUUUUUCUUAUCAACAACAGCUUAUAAAUAGUCUAGUAGCUAUUCCCUGUAAGUGUGUGUUCUAGUUCUUUUGAUGAAUAGAAAAACCCAGAAAAUUGCCCCAAAAAUUCU